AUGGAAAACACUGACGAUCCAUUCCGAAAUCCUGGCCUAUCCUCACCCAUCAUCCUUGUCUUCAUGGCGAUCGGCGUCUGUUGUGCUGCCGGACUGUCAUUCUUCGCUUGGAGACGAUGGAUAUUAGCACAUAAUCAUCCUGCAGUCUUUCAAACCCAUCCAAAUCCAAAUCUAACCGGAAUGAGGUCGCCGCGGUAUUGGACGAGGUCCGAAGCUGAACCUGAUGCCACUGGAGCAAGGGGGUUGGGGUUUGAUGUAGGCAGGAAGCCGGUCUUGUUCGAUUUAUGGACGUCGGGUGGUAGUUCUGAUUGGGGCCAGAUAUUACCUUUAUCCUUGACGUUCACAACGAAUAACGAAUGCACUCAUCUCUCAACGCCUUCCUUGUCUUCAUCUGUAAAGACCCAUGACCAGUCCUCGAAUAUUACUAUCGAUCAUGACAUCGACACCCGAGAGACAGCGCAAAUCGCUUUGAGCAUAGCUUUUCCUGACGAGUAUCGGAAAGGACAACUGAGCCUAGGCCAGUACGCCAUUGGUGUCACAGAUGUGGAUAUAGUUACCACGGUAAACAAGUCUUAG
Messenger RNA from Marasmius oreades (fairy-ring Marasmius), 576 nucleotides. RefSeq lists its product as uncharacterized. Bases 1 to 576 code for a protein of 191 amino acids. NCBI's taxonomy places the organism in Eukaryota, Fungi, Basidiomycota, Agaricomycetes, Agaricales, Marasmiaceae. The record is from RefSeq and is a predicted model, not a curated record. The transcript is spliced from 2 exons.